Eucalyptus grandis is the source of this 630-nucleotide messenger RNA. Its product is annotated as NAC domain-containing protein 83. The transcript is spliced from 2 exons. The record is from RefSeq and is a predicted model, not a curated record. Gene Ontology annotation, biological process: regulation of DNA-templated transcription. NCBI's taxonomy places the organism in Eukaryota, Viridiplantae, Streptophyta, Magnoliopsida, Myrtales, Myrtaceae. Bases 1 to 630 code for a protein of 209 amino acids. Gene Ontology annotation, molecular function: DNA binding.
AUGGCGGAUACGCUUCCCAUCGGAUAUCGAUUUUGUCCGUCCGACGAACAAGCCAUCUCCUAUUGCCUUGCGCCUAAGGUGAAGGGGGAGGUAGUGUUUCCAGAAUUCAUCCACGAGUUCGAUGUGUAUGAAAAGGAGCCAUGGAAAUUCUUCGACAAGAACGCGGAAGAAAGCUUGUACGUCUUCACCAAGCUCAAGAUGAAGAAGUCUAGAGUGGAAAGAACGGCAGGUUCGGGAUACUGGAGGGGAGCACAAAGCAGUGACGUCAAAGAUUGCCAUAAUAAUGUCAUCGGUCUAAAGAAACACUUGAACUUUAAAGUGAAAGACGGCUCAUCUUCCAAUAGCCAAAACACCGAGAAAGGAUCUUGGAUUAUGCAUGAGUACUCCGUGCCUAACCAAGAGAUUGUUAUGUGCAAAAUCCGAUUUAAAGAGAAGAAAGCAGUGGAAAACAAGGCACUACAAUAUUUCUCAGCACGCCUAUCGGAAUUAGAGAAAAUCAUUGGCUUAAGGAUUCUUCCGACUUCAACAACGAAAUCGAUGCACGUCGCGAAGACAUCAACAUGGAACCAUCAGAGAGAAUGUCACUGUUUUCGGGUCCUCAUGCUGAGUGGCAUCUACUGGACUGCAUAG